CCAGUACUCAAGCUCAGUUCCUAUGCCCCGUCACAAGACGAGCAGUACAGUGCCUGCUUGACUCUCCGUAAAGUAUUCAAAGGCCGUGUCGAAUGCCUGUUCCUAGGAAGUGCUGCAUUCUAUGCGGCGCCCUGAUUCAGUGCGGAUGGGGUUUCGUCACCGUCUACGCUCUCAUAAGCCAUGACCUGAGAAUACCGGGCCUAGAAGCCCGGCUCUCUGUCCGCGGGUUCAGGUUCCGGCUCGCCGACGUCGCCCACGUCAGCAUCCCAAGGGGGCCGCAUGGCGGCCCGACGGAGUCUGAGAUGGGUAUCGAUCUGAUGCCGUCCGGUAUUACAAGUCACCCGAUUCGGCCAGGUGAAACUCCUGAUAUCCGGGGUUUUCCAUUCCACCCGGCGUGCUGGUACGUCCUGACCAAACGCUUGUCGCCGGGUGACCGGGAGGUGCAGCUACUUUUCGACCUCUGCCUCUCCUUCAGGAAUAACGAGAUCAUGUUGGACUGGGGCCACGACUACGGUGGGACUGUCGGCUAUGACUACGACUCCCGCGUUCUGGGCCCCGGCGAGGAACCCCGUCUCUCAUCAUUGGCUGUCGAUUCCCGCGAUGACGGCGGCCCUGACCCUCUUCACAUCCCCGAACUACGUCGCGCUUUUGAGCGGCGGACAACCGAUAGCAUUUCUGCCACUGAUCUCCCCGCGCCGCGACAGGGAUACGCUAGGCCGGCCGACCGGGAUGCUUUCCAAGCGCUGCCCGUCGAGAUUCUGCAGUCGACUCUCAUCUAUCUCUCGACGCCCGAUGUAGCGGCUGUGAGAAUAGCUUCUCCGGCUUUUGCUAACGUCCAUCUACACGAUAAAUUUUGGAGAUCUCGCUUUUUCCCAGGGCAAGAGUUCGAAUCCGUUUUCGAAGCCCAGCCGCAUCUCCACGACUCUUCGUUCAAGGGUCAGUGGAAGUCGACAUAUUUUGCUGUCCGAGAAUUGCGGCGUUCUCCAGAGCUCCUCAAUAGAAGACGUGUUUGGGACCUGGCUUCCUCUCUUCUGGAUCUACUGUUCAAGGCCGAAAGCGCCAGCUGUGAUGGCAGCCCCGUGCCCUUCUCCCUCGACGACGACGACGACGACGACGACAACUCCUCCUUGUCCAGUGUUGAUAUGGGCUGGAAAACAGCCAGCAGGGCAAAUCCGAUCUCAAAGAGGUGCUUUGUGCCCGGUAAAAGUUCACUAUACAAACGAAUGAUGCCUAUACCUGACGACGCCACGGCUCUCUUUGUUUCUACCGUCGAAAUCCAGGGUCGACAAUAUAUUUCUGGGAUCCGAAUCCAACAUGGGACCGAUGCCUCCGUGAGCCUGGGAUACCAUCGUCCUGGCAAUGAGACGCCGGUGGUCUCCCGCGAGCAGGGAUCGCUUCGCAUCGAGGGCUUCAACCUCGCCCACGAUCAACGUGGAAUCCGCGGCUUGUCUGUCAUAUCAGAGACGAGGAUUUCCUCGGACUGGGUUGGAGAUUUUCAUGGUAUUCCAAAGAGAAGACUUGUCCUACGAGAGCAUGAUGUUGUCAAACAUCUGAAAGGGGGUUUCGACGCACUUAGGCUACGUUCUUUAUCCAUCUCAAAUGGACGGCCGAGUAAUACGGAUGCUGCCGGGCCCAAGAAGUUCGACCACACAACGCUCUGGCACCCUGACUUUCCCGGGCCGCACCUUACAUUCCUAGGAGCCAAGCGUAUCCUGAACCCACAUCCUGGCGAGGAUCUGCCCUUGUCGACCAUGAUAUUCGGCGGUGUUAAAGGAGAAGAAUUGCAGCACGUUCUUGGUAUCACAGUCUGGGUGGACGAGCGCAAUGAUCCAAUCCCGACCGUACUUGCCAUCGACAUCUCUCGUGUAGCAGGCCCGAGUCCCCACCGCUUCGGCUAUACGGACUUGGCCUUGUCGACCGUGUCGUAUAGUCCGAUACAGAAGUUCGAGUUCCCAAUAGACGGCCCUAGCGGUGAGCGUAUCGUCAAGAUGGAAUCAUGCUAUGGGGAUGGCGGUGACUGGUUUGCAGGCUUCCAGGUACUUACUAACUAUAGACGGGCAGCUGUCCUCCCUCCUACAAUAGAAAAACGUUGGUCCCUUGGCAAAUGGAGAACCAAACCCCUUCGCUUCAGUCGUGGUGCGUUUGUUGGCUUUUGGGGGAUGUGGACAUACAACAGGGGCUUUAGCGACUUUGGCGCCAUUUGCAUAGACUCAUCAGCGGAGGCCGACUCGGCAAGGAGGACGGAAAGCUAUGAUAUAGGCGAGAAUAGGGAGGGUUCGGUGAUAGACGCAACCCCAAGUCUCGCAUCGGCGUAGAGUUUAGAUCCUCCGGAAUGGAAGACUUGGUAGGCUACAUGCUGUGUCCAACCAGGACAGUGUCCG
Molecule: messenger RNA, 2381 nt
Organism: Parathielavia appendiculata
Lineage: Eukaryota; Fungi; Ascomycota; Sordariomycetes; Sordariales; Chaetomiaceae
Exons: 5
Coding region: 93-2315 (740 amino acids)
Molecular function (GO): protein binding
Source: RefSeq, a predicted model, not a curated record